Paramuricea clavata is the source of this 3095-nucleotide messenger RNA. The record is from the annotation of a GenBank genome assembly. NCBI's taxonomy places the organism in Eukaryota, Metazoa, Cnidaria, Anthozoa, Malacalcyonacea, Plexauridae.
AUGUCCUACACUGAACGCGUUCGCUACAUCAACACUGUUAAGACAGCUUCGACCAAUCCAGCUUACAAGCCCCAAUAUGACACCCUUCUGACACUACACAAAACAAUCUUCUUCAGUGGUAUUCACGAUAUAGACUUUUUCCUACCGUGGCAUCGUUGGUACAUAUUACAAUACGAAAAUCUUCUACAACAAAUCGAUUGUCGCGUCACCGUUCCUUAUUGGGACUGGAGUUUGGUCGGGGCUAACCCUUUCUCGAGUUCGAUUUGGAACACAGUUGCGGGCGGCUUCGGUGGGAAUGGAGUGCCAGGGGGGAGCUGUGUGAACACUGGCCCAUUCAAACAGGGGGUGUGGUCACUUCCAGCUAGCGCCGGGGGAGGAUGCUUGAGGCGAAACUUUACAAGUACAGCCCCAGACGCAAUUGCAGUUCAGAAUCUGAUAUCGUCAAAUUCCAACCCCGAAGACUUCUUAAAUUUCGAACAAAUGUUGCGAAUCCAAUUCCACGAUCUUGUUCAUUGCCGUAUCGGUGGCAUAAUGUGCAUUCCAAAUUCCGCAACGUCUCCCGAGUUUUUCCUGCAUCAUGGCUUCGUUGAUAAGAUCUGGUGGGACUGGCAGAAGCAAAGCAACGCGCACAAGUUCAAUACAUAUUUCCUCACGCAAGCUGGGUUAAUGACAUCCACACCGUAUCGAUCCAGAGAUUUUCUUGAUUUGAAUAAUCAACCUGGUUGCGUAUGCGCCGAAUAUGUGGACCCACGUAAUGUUGCCUACGGACAAAUUAAAGGUUUGUCACUAUAGUUACUACCACGUAAAGGAUUGUAAGGCAUUUUAAGCAAGACUAGAAUGUAAUGCGAAUUUUUAAUUAAGCAGGUUUUGAAUUAAAGGAGCUCAAAGUUGGCAAAAUCGUAGCUAAAAGCAUAAAUUAGCGCAUUUUGUGCGUUAAUUCAACAUCGCCAAAGAAAAUAUGCUACUAGCUUAAAUGUCUUAUAUAUACUUUGUUGCAAACUUUCUAAUGGUUAAAGGUAUAGCUUAUUUUUGUUAAAAGUGAACUUGAUAUUUUGCAUUUUUUCUCAACGUGGUAAUUAAUAGGCAAAAUUCUAAAAUUCUAAAAUAUUCGCCUAUAAGGCCAAAAUCAGAGUUGCCAACAUAUAUAGUCUUGUUCAUUAAUGUCCAUACUCAAUGAAAAUAUCAGUUGGCAGCUUGUAACAGAAAAUGCCAUCAAACAAAUAUUUUUGUACAUUUUCAAGUUUUGGCCGGCCGUCGACAAGGAGAAUAGUUCUACGUUUCGAACGAAUUAGGUCCUUCGUCGGGGGAAGUUAUAAUUAGUAGCUCGAUGUUAGGCCUUCGCUCGAGACGUGGAAGUUCUCCUUGUAUUUUUCGGGCAGUUGUAUCCGUACCAAUCUGCAGCUUUCAGAAAACAAAAUUACUUAGAAUACAUUGUUAUACAAGCUAAAGCGUACACAUUAUUCAACUUUACUUUAUUUACGCCCUUAAACUACUUAAAUUUCUUUUAAAUUUCUGUAAUUAAAUUUCUGUAAGUAGCAAUAUUUUCAGUGAUUUUAGGUAAAACACCGUAAAUGACUUUUUGCGUUAUUUAAAAGCAAUAUAGUGUGUAAUAUAGUGUACACCCCUCUCCUCGUUCGCUACGUUCCUUAUCGUCUGCAACAACCCAAUAAUUGUCUCUUUCAUUACAUUACAUUACAUUCUACUUCAUUUAGCCAUGUCAGUUAGUCAACUAAAGAGUGUCGCACGAUUGCCACUACCACCGCUGUCAAGCAAGGCUGCCAAGUUGUUCCAUACUUCCUCCGCAGAAAUGAAGCUAGUUACCAGACUUCGCGCCAAGAUUAAACCCAGACUAACUGUGUCCAAGAGCGCCUUGCAUGGCCCUGACGCGAAACUUGGCAUGAUGUUGAGCAAAAUUGGACAAGGUGACUAAGUUCGUAGUUCGUGCUCCUUCGAAGUAUUCUAUAACUAAAGCUAGGCCGACUCCGGAGACUUACUUAGGUUGAAGGGAUUUUUUACACAGUGGAAAUGUCGAUCGGAAGAUUAUAUAGCUAAAUAGGAGCUGAGCAGCUCUAAAAUUGUAUAUAAUGUUUCCCUCGCAAUUUCCAUCUACAAAACCCUUCAACUGUUAGUUCUAUCGAGCGAGAUGCCAAAAAAUCUCGAUGUUGAAUGGACGAUUCCAGCCAUAGACGAAAUAUAUACGAAAUUUGCGAAUUACACAGGGCUAUAUUUUCUUCAUUUUACAACAUUUAGCAACCAAUAUUUGCAGUUUUACUCUGAGACACUCUUUCUAGCUGCGAUGUUGCCUGUUGGAUUUCGUUAUUCUUGCCAAAAUUUAGUCUAUAUCCAGUGGAAUCACCAUUAGAUUACAUACCUCCGUCAGUGAAUUAAGGUGAUUUAUCAGUAAUUGUUCUGGAAAUGACAAUUUGCUGAAACUCCCAGGGGUGAAGGUUAUGAUAUGCUCACAGUAAAAACAGAAAAAAAAGUUGGGGUCACCAAACUCGUUUCGAAUAUAUGACAAGUGCAAUAUGCCAUCUUUCCCCCCGGCCUAUAUGCAUGGCGCUAUUUGACCCUUUUACGAGUUACAGGAACAAUCGCAAUAUGUUAAUAAAGAUUAGGGUUUUAGCUUUCGAAUGACUGUAACUUCCUUGUAUUAUUUCAAGCAAAAAUGACCAAAUGCGAGCCGAUUGAAAUCACAUUUUUUUCCACCUAUGUGGAUCAUUAAAGCAGUGCAGAAGAAAAUAAAAAAACCCAAUUUACUGCAAUGCAAUUUCCACGUACCGGCAAUUUUUAUUCGAUCCGUAUUUGGUCAUUUUCUCUUAUACCAAAAAGGUAUCAUUGGACAGUUGAAAGCCUGAAUUUUCUUGUCGUCUAAAUAUUUUCCCGAUAAACUCUAUACCUAUAACGCACGCGAACAUGCUGAUUAGAAGUUGGAUUAUAGUAUUAUACCUUUUUUAUGUACACUGUAUAAGCAUACCUGAGUUCCAAUUGAUCAUUUUAUUGUUCGUCCCAUAGGCCCCAUUGGUGUCAAUGGCAGCCAAGUAGCUUUUGAUGAGGAACAGCAGAAUGGAUCCGAAGAAGAAAUUUUUCAACUAUAA